Molecule: messenger RNA, 2295 nt
Organism: Magallana angulata
Lineage: Eukaryota; Metazoa; Mollusca; Bivalvia; Ostreida; Ostreidae
Exons: 6
Coding region: 1493-2065 (190 amino acids)
Source: RefSeq, a predicted model, not a curated record
GUGAAAAAAGCACAAAAACUAAUCAUAUUCGUUAGUCAAGUUACAAUUGAAAAUCGUGGUAAUCAACAUACCACACUACUACCAAUUAAUCUGGUCAAUUUGAAAGAAAACAAAUUGUCCUAGAUUUGUACAACCGUCUUUUUUUCUUCCACAAAGAUAAUGUUUUAGCGAUAACAAAAAUUCUGUUAUAUUGGCAUGAAAUGGUGUAUUUUUCUUUAUUGAAACUUAAUUGACUGUCUUGAAAUAUCCAAUGAAUACUUUGUGUUUAACCAAAAGAUUAAACAGUGUAGCAAAAACGUAAAUACAAAUAUUGUUUAAAAUUAAAAAGGACAAUAAAGUAAAAAAAAAUCGAUGCUGACAAUUAUUCACUUCAUGCGGUUAUGAUUUUUCAUUUUACAUUUUAUAUGUGAAAUAAUUCAGCAUGCUAGGUGCUUGUAAUGUUUGAAUUUUGUAAACGUAGAGAACUAGAAUUAUCACAAAAUAUUUUGUUGCAAGUUUCAUUCUAACCAAUUCCUCCCAUUCCCGAUAUACAUGUCAAUUGUAUAUUAGAAUUAAGCAGUAGUAUUUUUUUAUGGUCAAAUUAUACAUUUCAUAUAGUUUAUGUAUCUACUAAGUUAAAUAAUAAUUUUGCUGAUACCAAAACAGCCAUGAGUUUUAUCUAAAAUAAGAAAAAAACGUAGGUGUUUGGCCGACAAAUGUAUUCAUCUAUGCAGAUAUUGACACAGAAAAAAAUCUGAUAAAUAAAAAGUGGAAAUUUUCGAUGGUUUUCCGUGCUUCCCCCUCAAAAGUCCUUAAAUUGUUUGUGCUAAUAGGGACAAGGCGCAUUUUGUCAAAUUUGAAAUUUUCAAUUUAUAUACGACAAUAUUGGAUGAAUAUCAUUUUUACAGUUAAAAUUAUAAUCUACAAUAGGUUGUUGAUAUGUAGCCCGAUAUAAUUUAUUUUUAAUACAAAGAGUAUGCAAUCCUUCCAGUAUUGUGUCUUUAAACAUUUUAAAAAUGCUCUUAAAAUAUCAAUUUCAACAACAGUAUUCCUAAUCGUAAAACUUUACAAUCAGUAAUGUGAGAUAUAUAACCUUCCUUGGUUGAUCAUAAUUUAAAAGAAAUAAUUGUCAAGAAUCACAAAAACCUAAGUAUCAUCGAUAAUUUUUGUAGAACAGGUUCUCAAUUACUAUCAUUUAGUAACAAUAUAUUCCUAACAUAUAGGCUUAAUUACUUGCAAGUAUAAACUGAAAAGUGUUUUAUAUAAAAAUAAAAAAAAGCAAGGAGAUGUGCACGUGAUUAACGUAAAUGAAAGAAUGAUUUUGAAUAGUAUGCACAUUUCUGUUAUCAUGAAAGUUUUUCGCCCACACUCAUCAAGCAAACAAUACCUAGGAAAACCCCGAUUUAUACUGCUUUAAAAAUCACAUCUCAAUCUUGUUUUGAACAUAACCAAUUCCAAGGGCCUUGGCGCUAUCAGCUUGAAGCAACAUUUGAUAAGUCUACAAGUCCUCAAGAUGAACGUUUUUUAUUUGAUGAUAGUCGCAUCUCUCAGCAAGACAAUUAUUGCAAAAGUUAUCGUAGAUUUAAAGUGCGUGUAUACAGAAAAGGACACAAUCUCAGAAGCAAAGUUUGACCCGGAAACACAGAUCUGCUGUCGAAAAUCAGGAGUCCAUGAAAGAUUUCAGCAAGGCAAGGAAAUGGACUGUUGUGGGGAAAAAGAAAGCAGCGAAGAGGCUGAACGCAACAUAACACACAUUUGCUGCCAAAACUCAGGUGUUCACGAAAGAUACCAAGAUUAUCAGGAAGUUGACUGUUGUGGAGAAGAUAUCUUCAAAGUGGAAUCCGAGCAAUGUCCCAAUAAAAAUACAUCUCAAAAGGCUGUCAAGAAGACAUAUGGAAAAAAUUCAGAAAUAGCCCGGUCACGAAAAGACACUACCAAAUUGCCCGGAGUCAGGCUUUCUUUGCUACUGCAUCAACAAUGGAGUAUGGAGGUUGAUCAACUGUCAAGUGAAAGAUUAGCCAAAAAAGUUAAAAAGAUCAAGAAAGCCAUCAGUCGCCUAAUAAAAGUAUUUCAAGGGGCAUUUUAAACAGAAAAAUCCAUUGGUGAUCACUAACCUGUGCAAAUGAAAGCAUCUAAGACUCAAUAGCCUGAUUUAUUAUCUUUAUUUUUUUUCUUUUAUGAUAACAUUUGUAAUCAACCAUUUUAUCUUUGCAUUUCAUUAUACCAUGUAACGUGAUAACAAAAUAUCAGUUAUCAGAAAGUGUAGAAUCAUAUACAUCUAUUUAAUAUAUCAUGAAAUAAAGAAUAUGCUUAUUA